Messenger RNA from Lactuca saligna, 1647 nucleotides. The record is from the annotation of a GenBank genome assembly. NCBI's taxonomy places the organism in Eukaryota, Viridiplantae, Streptophyta, Magnoliopsida, Asterales, Asteraceae.
AUGAAGAAAUCCGAGCCACCAAAGACAUCAAAACCCGCGGAUGGGACCGAUUUUAUCAGUAGCAUGCCGGAUGCUAUUCUUCUUUUGAUUCUUUCACGUGUUCCAUCCACAGAAGAAGCAAUUCGAAGCAGCAUUUUGUCCAGAAGAUGGAGAAAUUUGUGGACUGCAAUUCCAUCGCUAUACUUAGAUACUACAGGGGAUAUCGAGAUGCCCAAUUGCCUUGUGAUUUCCCCUUCGUUGGAGUCAUUAAGGUUGAGUUUGGGCCAUCAUGGUCUAAGGUUGCCUAAUAUCAUGGGGUUUCCGGCACUUAGGGUUCUUGAUUUGACCAGUGUUGACUUAUUGGAAGACGGCAAUUUGGUAAAAGCUUUUCUAGAAAGCUGCCCCCUGCUUGAGGAUCUGACUUUAGACGACUGCGUGCUAUGCAAACUUGAUCUUCUUUGUAUUUCAUGUCUGAAGCUCAAGAAGCUUAGCAUUGUUAACACGUACGAUGAUAAUGAUGAUGAUGGUGACUCCUUAAAGAAAGCUGAGAUUGAGCCUAAAUCGGAAGGGAACAACAUGUCUGUGUUGUUUCCUGGAAUUUCUGGUGUGGAAUAUUUGUGUAUCGACCCUUACUUCUUCAUUAAGUGCAUUUAUGCUGCAAUUGAUCCUGGUCUACCUAAUCUGAAGACUUUGGUGCUAAGCACAACUAUGGAUGCCUUCACCAUGGAUAACUUCAACCGAAUCCUCAAAUAUUAUCCCAAACUGGAGUCUCUCAAGUUGAUCAUUGAGCAGGAUUUUCAUGGGAGUGAUGGGACGGAAUACGGGUGGUUGGAUGAAGAUGAAACAAGGGAAAUCUUGAGUAUUGAUUUGAAAAGGGUCGAGUUUUUUGAAUUCAAUGGAGAAAAACCGAAAGUAGUUAUAAAAUGGUUUGAUGAUAUAUUGAAUAUGUAUUUCAAUUGGGGCGAAUUACCUUUCAAGUUCGUUGAAAACGAGGCUUUUGUGGAAUACACCAAUGCACUUAAUGCUAAGGUUGUGUUGCCAUCUAGACAUACAAUAUCCCGAAAUGUUUCCAAAUUUUACAUAGAAGAAAGAACCAAAAUGCUUCAAUUUUUAAGUAACCCAAAGACCGCUAUACAUUUGACAACGGACACUUGGACGUCUUCUUGUCAAAGGACUACUUACAUGGUGGUCACGGCUCACUUCAUAGAUGAGAAUUGGAUGAUGCACAAGAGAAUUAUAAACUUUAGGGAGAUAGAUAGCCAUAAGGGAGAGGAUAUGGGCCGAGAAUUACUCGAUUGUAUUCGUGGAUGGGGAAUGAAAAAUGUCAUGACCAUUACCUUGGACAACGCCGCUACAAACGACAAGGCAAUGGACUUUUUGGUCAAAAAGUUGCCCAAUCUUUACGAGGGUGGAAAGCAUUUCCAAGUUAGGUGUAUGGCUCACAUUUUAAACCUUAUCGUAAAGGAUGGACUAAAAUACCAAAACUAUCAUGUUGAGUGUAUCCAAAAGGCGGUACGGUACAUUAGAUUGUCACCACAAAGAAUAAACAAGUUCAAGAAGGCGAUGAAAGAUUGUGGCUUACAAACGAAGAAGUUUCUAUGUGGUGACACUCCUACCCGAUGGAACUCGACGGAACUCGACUUUCGAGUUAUUGAAGUCCGCAUAUGA